Molecule: messenger RNA, 942 nt
Organism: Pieris macdunnoughi
Lineage: Eukaryota; Metazoa; Arthropoda; Insecta; Lepidoptera; Pieridae
Source: the annotation of a GenBank genome assembly
AUGAAUAAAGCGCAGUGCCUUCGAAAUGUAUUACAAAGUAAAGAAUUCAAUACAUUACCAAUUUUUUUAAAAGGACUCGCCAGUUUUAUUAAUGGUGAUGAAGAUAAUAAGUUCAAAUCAAUUAGUUCCUACUUGGUGGAUUCACAAUUUUUAUCUGAACUUAAGGCACCCCUACCUGGUGUUGAUUUCGCUUUUGGUGACUCGCUAAGGGAUGUCAAAUGUACUUUAAGGGACGAAGAGUCAAGGCUUCAUGAAUUAUAUAUAACUUAUGAAGGUGUUAAAAAGUUAAAGAUCACUUCAGGUGAUAUCCCGUAUGCGCCAUUUCUCGAGCAAUGCUUUAGCAAUGUUGAAGAGCUUGUUGGUGCUUUCUUUAGACAUGUCAAAAGCUUACAAAGUUAUUUCUAUGAACUUGAGAAUAUAGAUAAUAAUUGUGUGAUAUUGGAUCCAAUCAAGCCAACUUUUAAGGAUAAUUUCAGGAAUAUUCGCAUUGAUGACAAAACAUGGCUGUAUGUAGAAGUUACUCUAGAUGGAUACCCUUCAAAUAUGCAUCUAAUAGGGCAGUCCGAAGUAUGGCAAGGAAAAUUACAAGAUGGAAUUUUAAAUUGGGACCAUGAUAAAAAUAUAGUAGAAAACAUAACAUCCAUAUUUGAUUUAAAUGAUCAUUCAAUCUCAUUUAAAUCCCUAAGUGAAACUAUGAAGCCAUGUGAUGCACAAGAGAAAGAUGAUAUAAUAUGUGGAAUAUGUUUCUGUUCUGAGCUGCCUGAUAAUCUCACUGUACCACAGCCAUUAUGCCAGAAUUCAAAUUGUGAUGUUCACUUUCAUAAAAGCUGUUUGUUCCAGUGGUUGGUUGCAUGUGAAGGAGGAAGGCCUCCAUCUUUUGGAAUUAUAAAUGGUAGCUGCCCUACAUGUCUUCAACCAAUCUCAUGUAGUAAUAAUAACUGA